Molecule: messenger RNA, 1380 nt
Organism: Spinacia oleracea (spinach)
Lineage: Eukaryota; Viridiplantae; Streptophyta; Magnoliopsida; Caryophyllales; Amaranthaceae
Exons: 2
Coding region: 1-1380 (459 amino acids)
Biological process (GO): DNA integration
Molecular function (GO): nucleic acid binding; RNA-DNA hybrid ribonuclease activity
Source: RefSeq, a predicted model, not a curated record
AUGGAGAAAUUGGGGUUGGCAGUGUUAACCGCAGCCAGAAAGCCGAGGCCUUAUUUUGAUGCACAUGGAAUUGAAGUCCUCACGAAUUUCCCUCUCGAAAGAGCCAUGCAGAAAAUGGACACGUCGGGUAAGCUCUUGAAGUGGGCAAUUGAGCUAUCAGAAUUUCACAUGGAAUAUCGGCCUCAUACAUCCAUCAAGGCACAACCUCUGUCGGACUUUAUUAUUGAAACUUCCUACCAUGAGGAAGAGGUGGAAGAAGAAAAAUGGGAAGUAGCAGUGGACGGCUCUGUUACCAGGCUAGGGUCAGGAGCUGGGGUCAUAAUAACCACGCCGGAAGGAAAUACAUUCGAGUACGCCAUAAAAUUCUCUUUCCAUGCAUCAAACAACGAAGCAGAGUAUGAAGCCGCAAUCGCAGGCGUGCAAAUAUGUGGGGCGGCUGGGGCCAUCAAGAUUAUUUUGACCACCGAUUCGCAGUUAGUCGCUAACCAGUUCUCGGGGGAGUACGAAGCAAAGGAAGAGUCCAUGAAAAGGUACGCCGAGAAGUUAAAGCAGACAGUAGCACAGUUAGAAAGCUUCGAAAUAAAAUUAGUUCCCCGAUCGGAGAACGUAUUGGCAGAAUCUCUGUCAAAGCUGGCCAGCUCAAGCGCUUUGACAAAAUCUGUGAUGGUCGAGGUCAUGCAUCGAAGGAGUACUGAGGUCGGUGGAAAAGAAAUCAUGGUAGUAACGAAUAACCCUGAAUGGUAUGACACAAUGUGGGCGUAUAAGAGAGACGGAUCAUUACCAGCAGACAAGAUGGAGGCAAGGAAAGUGACAAGAAACUCAUGCUGCUUACCGUUAAUGAGGUGCAUAUCGGCAUAUGAAUCGGCACGGCUGAUAGAAGAAAUACAUGAGGGAACCUGUGGGAAUCAUCUGGGAGGAAAAACCCUUGCACUGAUAUGCCAGCGCCAGGGAUACUACUGGCCAACGAUGUUAACGGAUGCGCAAGAGUAUGUUAAGAAAUGCGAAAAGUGCCAGAUGUUCUCGGCAGUCAUAAACCGUCCGGCUAAUGACCUCAUGCCAAUUCUGAAUCCAAUACCAUUCGCCCAGUGGGGAAUGGAUAUCUUGGGAUCGUUCACUACUGCGACAGGGGGAAGAAAAUUCCUGAUUGUAGCAGUGGACUACUUUACUAAGUGGAUAGAGGCAGAACCAGUGGCGAAGAUUACAGCAAACCAGGUUAAGAAGUUCAUAUGGAAGAACAUAAUCACCAUGUUCGGUUUACCAACGGCAAUCGUCAUGGACCACGGGGUGCAAUUCGAUUGCUCGCCAGUACAAAUUUUUUUGGGCUUAUACAAUGUGAAGUUCGCCUACUCUUCCGUUUGUCAUCCUCAAAGCAACGGAUAG